AUGGGACAAGUGACCUCAAUUCCACUUUUCCUCGAAAAUAAUUUUGAUAUCAAAUCUUCUAAAAAUGGUCUUUCAGAAAUAACCACUUGCCUGGUGCCAAACUUGCAAAAAAAUGAUCAAAUUGAUAUCACAGCAAUAUCGAUGUUGGACCACCCCAUUAUUAGCGAUGAUGAAAAUCAAUUUGUUAAAAUAGUGAUAAAGCUACUGAAGGAUUCGGACGAAAAUUUAAAAUUAAGUAAACUCGAUAAGUCAAUCGAACUUUUACAAUUAGCAACAAAAUUUGGUUCUGUAAAUGCCGCAACGAGAUUAGCUUAUUAUUUUCUUGCCUUGAAAUUCAUUAACAAUAUACCUUCAUCUUCUUGGGACUUGCAAACGUUGUUAGAAUUGAUGGUGGGGAUAACAUUUUUAUAUGAAAAUUAUUUGUCGUAUCAAAAGGACCAAGGACUUUGGAAUUAUGGCAUCAGAACAAUCACCCAAAUAGAUCUUACUCUGAACGAUGCCAAAUUUUCCAAGUUUUUAUUUCACCAAGACAACGAAAUACGAAAGGCCAUACGUAUCAAUAUACUGUUUUGUAUAGCAUUAUCACACGAACUGGACGAAAAUUAUCGUUCGGCAUUGAAAACUUAUAAAGAAAUCGAAAUAAUCGGUAAAUGUGGCGACAACUUGACCGGAAAAUUGAUCAAAAAAGCUCGUACAAAUUAUCGUUUGUUGGAGAAAAAGGUUCCUAUUAUAGAUCCGGUUUGUUGCGAAUGUGAUUAUAGUGCUAAUGAUCUCAAAGAAAUAUGGAAGUUAUUAGUGUGCCCAAAAUGUGUAAAAGUGGCAUGUUGCUCUAGAAAAUGUUUAAACAAUCAUAUCGAAAAAAUUCAUAAAUCAUAA
Molecule: messenger RNA, 876 nt
Organism: Entrophospora sp. SA101
Lineage: Eukaryota; Fungi; Glomeromycota; Glomeromycetes; Entrophosporales; Entrophosporaceae
Source: the annotation of a GenBank genome assembly